CCCCAAAACAGCUGGUCCAGGAGGACCCCAGACCCCAAAGCCGCUGGUCCAGAACCCCAGACCCCAAAGCUGCUGGUCCAGGAAGACCCCGCACCCCAAUCCCCGGGGCCAUGGACGAAUCUCCGGCGCUGUCGGCGGAGCUGGAGCACCUCAACGCCUCCCAGAACGAGUCGUGGGCCAACCCCUUCGUGCAGGCGCCGUGGCAGGUGGCCCUGUGGGCCGCGGCCUACGCCCUCAUCGUGGUGGUGGCCGUGGUGGGCAACGCCGUGGUGAUGUGGAUCGUGCUGGCCCACAAGAGGAUGCGCACGGUCACCAAUUACCUGCUGGUCAACCUGGCCUUCGCCGAGGCCUCCAUGGCCGCGCUCAACACCGUGGUGAACUUCAGCUACGCCGUGCACAACGAGUGGUACUUCGGCCACGCCUACUGCCGCUUCCACAACUUCUUCCCCAUCGCCGCCGUCUUCGCCAGCAUCUACUCCAUGACGGCCAUCGCGCUGGACAGGUCAGGGGGCAGCGGGCAGGGGACAGCUCUGGCCAGAGCUCAGGGACAGGUCAGGGCUCAGGGGUCAGGGGUCAGUGGUCAGCAGUGGCCAGAGCCCAGGGACAGGUCAGUGGUCAGGGGUCAGUGGUCAGCAGUGGUUGGAGCCCAGGGACAGGUCAGUGGUCAGUGGUCAGCAGUCAGUGGUCAGCAGUGGCCGGAGCCCAAGGACAGGGCAGUGACCAUGGCCAGGGGUCAGCAGUGGCCGGAGCCCAGGGACAGGGCAGUGACCGGGUCACUCCUGCCCAGCUCCCAGACCCCCAAAUCCCAGAUCCUCAAAUCCCAGAUCCCCCAAAUCCCAGAUCCCCCAAAUCCCAGAUUCCAAAUCCCCCAAUCCCAGAUCCCCAAUCCCAGAUCCCCCAAAUCCCAGACCCCCAAUCCCAGAUCCCCAAUCCCAAAUCCCCAAAUUCCAGAUCCCCCAAUCCCAGAUCCCCAAUCCCAGAUCCCCCAAAUCCCAAAUCCCCAAAUCCCAGAUCCCCAAUCUUUUUUUGCUCCGUUUUUCUUUUCCAGGUACCACUUUUCCAUGACGGUGCUGCUGUACCUGCUGCCGCUGCUGGUGAUCGGCUGCGCCUACGCCGCCGUCGGCCGCACGCUCUGGGCCAGCGCCAUCCCCGGAGACUCCUCCGACCGCUACCACGAGCAGGUGUCGGCCAAGAGGAAGGUGGUGAAGAUGAUGAUCGUGGUGGUGUGCACCUUCGCGCUCUGCUGGUUGCCCUACCACGUCUACUUCACGCUGCAGUACCUGAGGCCCGAGUGGUACCUGAGAAGGUCCAUCCAGCAGCUCUACCUGGCCGUCAUGUGGUUGGCCAUGAGCUCCACCAUGUACAACCCCAUCAUCUACUGCUGCCUCAACGACAGAUUCCGGCUGGGAUUCAAGCACGCCUUCCGCUGGUGCCCGUGCGUCAGCGCCGGCGACUACGAGGGGCUGGAGCUGCGCUCGGCGCGUUUCCUGCACACGCACGGCUCCGUGUCCAAGCUCAGCCGCACCGACACCGCCACUGUGGCCUCGGCACUAGGCGCGGCCGACGAGGAGCCGGACGAGCCGGGCCGGGCCGAGCGCCUCUCCCUGGACGUCACCUCCAACGGUUCCUCCCGCAGCGAUUCCAAGACGGUCUCCGAGAGCUUCAGCUUCUACUCCAACACCCCGACCUAGGGGUGUCCCCUCGGCGUCACCGCGCCGGCGUUUCCCGCGCUGCUUUCCUGUCUCUCGUCCUUGGGAUCGGUUCCGUGGUGGGGACAGGCACCGGGAAUGUUUUCGCUGCCUGGUUGGAGAUGGAGGGGAGGCAGGAAUGGGACAAAGCCGGGUUUUUCUCCGGAAUUCCAAUGCUGGCCGGCGUUUCCGUGCUCUCUGCGGGGCAGGAGAACCUCCAGAGGAUCUCCUGGUGCAUCCCACCCCAUGGAAAACAAUUCCCUCCUCCCGUCCUUCGUUCCCUUCUCCCUGUUGGAUAUCCAGGGGGUUCCUGAAUCCCAAAAUGGCUUUUUCCAGCUCCAUGGGGAAUCGUCGGACACGGCGCAGAUCCAGAACUUCCUGCAUGGCCUUGGAUCAUCUCUGGUGUCCACAUCUGCUGCUCCUGGUCUUCUGCUGUCGCUCCGAACCCGCUCAUCGGAGAGGAGAUUCCCAAGGGAUCUCCUGAAGGGUUUCACAAAUGACCUCCUGAAGUGUCUUCAGGGAUCUCCAAAGGAUCUCCCCAAGGAUCUCCUGAAGGGUCUCCAAAAGAUCUCCUGAGGAUCUCCUGAAGGGUCUCCCCAAGGAACUCCUGAAGGGUCUCCUGAAGGGUCUCCUGAAGGGUUUUCAGGGAUCUCCAAAGGAUCUCCCCAAGGAUCUCCUGAAGGGUCUCCUGAAGGAUCUCCAGAGGAACUCCUGAAGGAUCUCCUGAAGGAUCUCCAAAGGAUCUCCCCAAGGAUCUCCUGAAGGUCUCCAGAGGAUCUCCUGAAGAAUCUCCCCAAGGAUCUCCUGAAGGGUUUCCAGAGGAUCUCCUGAAGGAUCUCCUGAAGGGUCUCCAAAGGAUCUCCUGAAGGAUCUCCUGAAGGGUCUCCAGAGGAUCUCUGAGCUGAGCUGGGCUUUAGCUGCUGUUCCUCAAGCGUCCCAAGGAAUUCCUGUGAUUCCCUGGAAAUCCAAGGUGACGCCUCUUGGAUGGACUCUGGACCAUGGAGCUCUGGAAAAGGGGAGACCACCCUGAAGUGAUUCCCACCCCCUGGGAAUAGAUUCCAUCCCAAAAACGAGGAUUGGAGGGAGCUCGGGAAUUCUCCAGAGCCGCUUUCACCCCCAGGGUUCGGAGGAUUCCCUUCCACCUCCUGCGUUUUGUUUUAAUCAGGGAAUUUUUAUUUUUCCUUUGCAAAAUCCACGAGGUUCCCGACGUGUGCACGGAUUCAUGGAAUGUUCCCGUUCUCAUGGAUGGUUUUCCCUGGAUUCCUCCAGAGGAUGAACACACACCCAGAGUGAGGAGAACACGAAAUUCCAAGCGGAUAAACUCGGAACAAAUCCACAAAUUUGGGGACAAUCUGGGGUGGAAUUGGUUCCCAAGUUCUCAUUUGGGCUGUGGAAAUUUGGCUCCUGAAUGGAUUCACUGGAACGCUGGAGAAAUGUCCCGGUCCCUGCUCCAUUCCCAUCUCCUGGCUGGCUGAAUCCAGAGGUUUUUCCAGGUUUUUUAGGCAGAUCUCAAAUCAGAGAUUCAGUUCCCAAACCGGGAAGUUCCUUUGCCUCUUCCCUGGGACCCGCGAGGAAAAUCAGCGGAAUCUGCCGGGAAUUCCCCGGAGCUCUGCUCCCACCACCCGGAAAACUCCCUCAUCCCAAACACCAGAUCCCAAAUCCCAGCCUGGAGCCACUUCCCGACCCCAAAACUUUGGUUUUAACCUCAGCUUUGUGUCCUGAAAUGCAGAAAUUCCCGUCCCCACUGAACGGGAGCAGCAAAUUCCAAACCCACCCUCGGGAUCUGCUCCAAAAUCCGUCCCUAAAUCCACCCUCUACCCCCCACCCCACGUGGGACCGUCCCUCCCCCAGCACCAACCCCUGGAUUCGGGAAUCUGGUUGGAUUUUGGGAAUUUUGCUGGAUUUUUCAGGGAUUUUACUGGAUUUUUGGGAUUCAAACAGGCCUGGCCCUGCUUGGCAGCAAAACCCCGGCGCCUUUGGAAGUCACAGCCAAGGAUCCGGCGGUGCCUUUGGAAGCCGAAGCCAAGGAUCCAUCUGGGAGCAAUUCCCAUUGUUCUGAGCAUUUUUUUCUGGGAUUGCCGUGGAUAUCAGGCCUGUCCCGCCCAUCCUUGGCUUUAUUGUUGUUUUUAUUUCCUGUCCCUCGAGCAGGAUCCGUUGUUUACGGAGCGUUUCCCACUUGGAAUGACGAGGUUUGGGUUUUUUGGGAUUUCCGUGUCCUUGCCAGAGCCCUGGGGUGAGGUCACGGAGCUUGGCCCGGGAGCUCCCGGUGUUUAUUUUCCAUUAAAAUCAUCAGUAUCCAUAAAAAUUCCAAUUUUCAGCCUUCAGGAGCCACCACGGGCACUUCCAGACUUCCCCAUUCCGGGAUUUUGGGAUUUACUCGUCUCACCCUGCCCCAAAAUUCUGUGUCCAGCUGAAAAAUGGACACAAUCGUUCUAUUAGCAUGGGAAACCCCCUUUUCCUUGGAAUAUCCACCCCAAAUCCCAUUCCUGUGGAAUAUCCAUCCCAAAUCCCAUUCCUGCUGGAACAUCCACCCCAAAUUUUGUUUCCACUGGAAUAUCCUUCCCUAAAUCCCAUCCCUGUGGAAAGUCCACUCCCAAAUUCCAUCCCUGUGGAAUAUCCAGCUGAAAUCUCAUCCCUGUGGAAUAUCCACUCCCCAAUCCCAUCCCUGUGGAAUAUCCACUCCCAAAUCCCAUCCCUGUGGAAUAUCCACCCCAAAUCCCAUCCCUGUGGAAUAUCCAGCUGAAAUCCCAUCCCGGUGGAAUAUCCACUCCCAAAUCCCAUUCCUGUGAAAUAUUCACUCCCAAAUCCCAUCCCUGUUUAAUAUCCACCCCCAAAUCCCAUUUCUGUGACUCCGACAUCCCUGGGGAAUUUGGGAUUUUGGGAUGGCGGCGGCUGGAAGGAGCUUUCUGGAAAGUUCUUCCCAUGGGAGCAUCCCAAGAGAUCCAGCCGACCUUCCCAAAGCGUCUCGGGAUUGUCCCACUGUGGAUUUUCAUGGAUAAAUAUUCCUUUGAUGUG
Parus major (Great Tit) is the source of this 4703-nucleotide messenger RNA. Its product is annotated as substance-P receptor-like. Gene Ontology annotation, biological process: G protein-coupled receptor signaling pathway; positive regulation of flagellated sperm motility. Gene Ontology annotation, cellular component: plasma membrane; sperm midpiece. The coding region runs from base 111 to 1691 and encodes 526 amino acids. The record is from RefSeq and is a predicted model, not a curated record. Gene Ontology annotation, molecular function: substance P receptor activity. The transcript is spliced from 4 exons. Lineage: Eukaryota; Metazoa; Chordata; Aves; Passeriformes; Paridae.